GAAAAAUAUUAUGACAAUAAUAUUUCAUUUAAUAUGACAUUGUUCCUUUUUUCAAUCAAUUCAAUCCAUUCAAGUGGAAGGUGGCCAUGGUGGCAACGGGCAUUGGCGCUUUCGAAAUCAUUCUGAAUCGAGACUUUCAUCAAACAUAGACAUUCGUUCACCCGUUCAACUUCAGCGUGAGUUUAAUAGGUAGAACAACCAAACUCACCCUCACCAUGAAGACCCUCAUUACUUUGUUCAUUCUUGCAGCUUGUAUAGCUCCCCUGUACGCACUGGAUUGCUACUCUUGUCGUUACGAUGCCGAAGUCAGCGGCGGAUCUGUCUGUCAAGAUAAGAUUGAUAAUUCUACGUUGGUCUCCAGCAGUGAGGUGUCAACGGAAACUUGCACAGGACAAUGCUCGAAAUCCGUCUUCAAGGUCGGCAACGAAGUGACCUCCUUGCAACGAAGCUGCGUAGCUGCAUGCUCCACUGGGUGUGUCACGCUCUUUAGCCUCAAGACGUGCACAUACUGCUGCAGUGCAGAUUACUGCAACAGCGCCACCAACGUUCAAAUGAGCAUCAUUGCCAUGAUGGUCGCUCUUCUCCUCUCCCUUGGAAUUUUACGAUGAGAUGAUGACAUCAGAU
Molecule: messenger RNA, 624 nt
Organism: Lytechinus variegatus (green sea urchin)
Lineage: Eukaryota; Metazoa; Echinodermata; Echinoidea; Temnopleuroida; Toxopneustidae
Exons: 4
Coding region: 216-608 (130 amino acids)
Source: RefSeq, a predicted model, not a curated record